Boeremia exigua is the source of this 3089-nucleotide messenger RNA. RefSeq lists its product as uncharacterized. Gene Ontology annotation, cellular component: EMC complex. Gene Ontology annotation, biological process: protein folding in endoplasmic reticulum. The record is from RefSeq and is a predicted model, not a curated record. The transcript is spliced from 3 exons. NCBI's taxonomy places the organism in Eukaryota, Fungi, Ascomycota, Dothideomycetes, Pleosporales, Didymellaceae. Gene Ontology annotation, molecular function: protein binding. The coding region runs from base 62 to 2875 and encodes 937 amino acids.
UUGCGGAGCAAGCAGACAUCGAGCUUGCUGCUUGACGCGACGCCAGCAGCCAUACCCCGCGAUGCGUUUCCAUGCUGCACUGAGCCUUGCAGCUUGUCUCGCGCCCGUGUCGGCCAUUUUUGAGGACGAUGCCUAUCACAUUGACUUCCACUAUGCACUUUUAGGCCUACCAAAGCACGAUGGUACCUUCUUUCAAAGACCAUAUGGUGGCUCGAAGGCUUCCCUACUAUAUUCGAUCUCGGAAAACCAGACAAUCGGCGCGAUCAAUCCCAAAGACGGCGUGCUUGUUUGGCGACAACAUCCUGCGUCAGAACCCCGCGGGAAAGGCCACCUAAGAGCAGCCGACGAGCAGGAUACAGUCAUCAGCGCCGUAGGCAACCGAGUUGCAGCUUGGAGCUCAUCAGACGGCAGGCUGGUAUGGGAGACAAAUGUUGAUGGGGCAGUUGUGGAGGACUUGGAGAUCCUGGAACAGGAGGAUGGCAUCACGAAGGACCAAGCCAAGGAUGCCAUCGUUCUUGUAUCUGGUACCAGUCAUGGCGUCAAAAGGCUCGAUGGGAAGACUGGCCGUGUGAAGUGGACCUACGAGGACACCAGCAACGACACGCCCUUCCAAAUAUCCACCUCACCUACGACGAUCUAUUACAUCUCACUACACUCUUCGAUAAUUGGUUCAGGCUCGAAGCUGAAGAUCACUUCCCUCAGUCCCAUCACUGGCAAGAAGCUCGACCAGUACACGCUAAGCUCUGACGCCGAGAUCACAUCAAGGGAUCACAUUGUUUUCGCUGGAGCGAACACUGCGGCACCUAUACUUGCGUGGACCGACAAGACCAACAAAGUUCUCAAGGUCAAUAUCAUUGGCACGAAGACGGUGGCAAGCUUCGACACGCCUGGGAAGAACCCUAUCGAGAAAGUGGUUUUGCACGCACCAGGGCACGUCAACUCCCAAGCGCAUUUCCUCGUUGAGUAUCAGACUCCUUUUGGACACUCUGCAGAGGUCUAUCACGUCGAUCUCAAGAGUAACAGUGUAUCAAAGGCGUACAGCCUUCCUGAGCUGGACGGGAGGGGAACGUUUGCUACUAGCACAACUGAUGCCAACGUCUACUUCACCAGAAUUACCGAAGAUGAGAUUCUCGUAGUUUCCUCGGCCUCUCAUGGCAUACUCGGUCGUUGGCCCACAGCGAGGUCGCCUGCUUUGGCGGGGGCAUAUCCGGUACACGCAAACUCAGAGGUAGUCGUCAAAUCUGGAGCAACGACUGCCGCCAGGUCAGCUGUGCUGUUCUCGAACGGACAGUGGGCCCUGAUUCUCAAUGGUGAGAUUGCUUGGACUCGGCCCGAGUUCUUGUCCCAAACUUCGUCUGCUGUGUGGGCACGUCUACCGGAGGUCGAAGCUCUCGCAGCCGAAUUAGAAGUCGAGCGCCACCAGAACAUAGUUUCAGCUUACAUUCACCGAGUCAAGAGGCAUAUUCAAGACCUCGAGCACUUUCCAGCAUGGGCACAGAGCCUCCCACAGCGUCUCCUUGGGAACGUUGUUGGUAAGCCGAAGCAAACUACUGUCGAUGACAUUCAGCAGGAUACGUUUGGCUUCCACAGGCUUGUCAUUGUUGCGACUGAGAAAGGUCGUCUUGCGGCACUGGACGUAGGCGCUCGUGGCAAGGUGCUGUGGAACGUGCACCUUACACAAUUCGCUGAUACAGUAUUCGAGUAUCCAACCCUAAGGGCGCACAGUGGCUACGUUGAGGUCAGGGACCCAAGCUUUCAGGGCUCGCUGUUCAUCAACGCCACCACAGGCGGCACGGCAUCUUACGUCAACCUCCAUUUACACGGCCCUCUACUUGCUGAAGGCCAGAAGCUUGUGUCUUUUACCCUUGACAAUGGUGCCCUCGUAGGGUCUUUGGUCAACGAAGCGAGCACUGAAUCUGUUUGGACCUUUGAACCGCCGAGUGGUGAGCGCAUAGUCGGAUAUACCACCCGACCCGUCGAUGAUCCUGUUGCUUCUAUUGGUAACGUUCUUGGUGACCGAAGAGUACUCUACAAGUACUUAAACCCGAACCUCGUGUUAGUUACAGCGGUAUCUGAGUCCGCACGUACCGCCUCGGUCUAUUUGCUGGACUCUGCUUCCGGCCAGCUGCUUCACACCAUGUCACACUCUGAUGUUGACACUUCUCGGCCAAUCCCUUCCACCAUCUCGGAGAACUGGUUUAGCUAUGCUUUAACCAUAGACUCUACCGCUUCUCCAGAAUCUCGUGGCCACCAGCUCGUUGUUUCCGACCUUUACGAGUCCCCACUACCGGACGAUCGUGGCCCGCUGGGUGCUUCAUCUAACUCUUCGGCUGUGAAGCCGUCGAGUUCCCAGGGCGACGCAUCAAAGCCGUAUGUGUUGUCGCAGAGCUACCAAAUUGCAGCGGAGAUUUCGCACAUGGCGGUGACUCAGACAAAACAAGGCAUCACUAGCCGCGAGCUUCUCAUUACCAUUCCAUCAACGAACUCCAUCGUCGGUGUUCCUCGCCAGGUCAUCGACCCACGACGUCCGAUUGGCCGCGACCCUACGCCGCAAGAACAGGCAGAAGGCCUCGCCAGAUACGCUCCUCUUCUCCCUCUCGACUCGAAGUGGCAUCUUACUCACAAAUAUGAGGUUUUGGGUAUCAGGGAAGUCAUCACAAGUAAAAGCGGUAUUGAGAGCACAAGUUUGGUGUUCGCUUACGGCCAUGAUAUAUUUGGCACUCGGGUUGCCCCCAGUUUCGCAUUCGAUAUUCUGGGUAAGGGUUUCAACAAGAUUCAGAUGCUUCUUACUGUCGCUGCAUUGUUUGUAGGCGUCUUAUUCGUUGCUCCCUUGGUCAGGAGAAAGCAGAUCAACUCUCUCUGGACGAUACCCUAGAUUUUCCAAGCGUACUAUGUCUCGGCGUGGCUUAAGAGCAAAUGUAUCAUACUUUGCUUAUCAGUUCAGACACAACUGUUCAGACGGACUUGGAUUGACCAGCGGUCAUAUUUCUAAAGAGUGUACUACCAGAUGGCAUGAUGUCAUACAUACGCGUAGGUCGACAAUAGGAGAAGUGGGUGUUGCAAUUCUGUCGCAGCUAGCCAUAACACCG